AUGGCUACGAUGUUUAGCAAGAGCUUGGCGCAAGUUCACCCAAAACUUCUCACAAAUGGUAUAGGUAUCGGAAACAACCACAGAAGGAUUUCGCUAGGUUUCCUGAAACCUAGCAAGCGCAACCCGCUGGUUAGAAAGUACACACGCACGAGGAGAAGGUACGGGCCGGACCAGCAGAGCUUCCGGUCACUUGGGGAAGACUUCGGCAGUACUGUCGCACGCGAAACCCCCCUAGAUGCGGUUGAUGAGGAAGACGAACGGCACUCCGAAGAUGGUGGGGAGCUGAGCCGCACGGUCUCGUUGCCGUCAAGGGUCAGUGAGACGCCGGACUUGCAGCCCGAGGUGGAUUGGAUUCUAGAAGAGCACGAGCGCCGGUACUCGUCCGUGCACGCUAGCGACGACGAAGAAGAAGAAGAGGCCCCACAUCAUGAGCCGCGCAAUAUGUAUAGUCACCCAUACUACGGCAACGACGAGGAGCAGCAUCAGGAAGAAGUUCUCGAAUACGACGACUUCAUGAAGCGUGUGCGACAGCAGUUGAUCUACGACGUGCGCAAAAGGCAGAGAAGUCCUUCUUUCGUCCCAGUCACGAGCCGUGGAUCAGUCCCCAACGUGUACGAAUCUACGCAGGAUGAAGAGGACUACAGUCAUGAGUCUGUUUCCUACGAGUCAGAGGCAAAGAUGCUUGCCUCGUAUGCGUUCCCGCUGAUCCUCACCUUCCUGUUGGAGCAGAUUUUCCCUCUUGUGUGCUCCUUGACCGUCGGCCAUCUCGGCAAAAAUGAACUGGCGGCCGUUUCUUUGGCGUCCAUGACCACCAAUAUUACCCUGGCAGUGUUUGAAGGAAUAUCCACCAGUCUUGAUACGCUAUGUCCACAAGCCUUUGGAGCUGGAAAUUACCGCGGAGUUGGUAUUCACCUGCAAAGGUGCAUUGCGUUCUCAAUGGUGGUUUUUAUCCCCUUUGGUUUCAUGUGGCACUUCUCCGAGUUCUUCCUUGGGUUCGUGGUGCCUGACAAAGCUCUUGUGGCCCUUACCUCCAAGUUUCUCAAAAUAGCCACGCUCGGGGCCCCUGCUUACAUUAUUUUUGAGAACCUCAAGCGCUUUCUACAAGCGCAAGGCAUUUUUGAUGCUGGCAUCUACGUUUUAUUGAUCUGCGCGCCUCUUAAUGUUGUAACAAGCUACACGUUAGUAUGGAAUUCGAGGAUAGGGCUAGGCUACAUCGGAGCCCCAAUUGCUAUGGUUUUGAACUUCUGGCUGAUGCUGACGCUCAUGUUACUCUACAUUAUAUUUGUUAACGGAAGAAAAUGCUGGGGCGGCUUCAACAAAAAGGCUUUUACUCAUUGGAAGGACUUGUCACACCUUGCCAUUCCCGGCAUUAUAAUGCUGGAAGCAGAAGACCUUUCAUAUGAGAUAUUGACGCUUUUCAGUUCCUACUUUGGAACAACAUAUCUGGCUGCACAGUCAGCGGUUUCAACAACUGCCGCGCUUAUGUACAUGAUCCCAUUCGCCGUGGGUAUCUCAUCUUCCACUAGAAUUGCAAACUUUAUCGGUGCAAAGAGGCCUGACUGUGCCCGCAUCGCCUCAGAAUUGGGAAUUUCGUGCUCGUUUCUUGUAGGGAUUUUCAACUUCACCGUACUCAUGACUGGGAGGAAGGUUAUUGCACAUGUUUUCUCCAAUGACGAGCUAGUUGUUAAGCAGAUCACGAAGCUUUUACCCUUGGUGGCAUUUAUUGAGAUAUUUGACUCGUUGAACGCAAUCGCUGGCUCCUGUCUGCGUGGCCAGGGCAUGCAGGCUAUUGGAAGCAUCAUAAACCUAGUAGUAUACUACUUAGUGGCAAUUCCCUUAGGUGUGUUACUGGGUUGGACUUUUAACCUGAAGCUCUAUGGCCUUUGGAUUGGGAUUGGAACAGGUAUGUUCCUAAUAGGAGUAACCGAGGCAUACCUCGUGCUAUCCCCUAACUGGGAGAAGAUCUUAGAGCGCGCAGAAAUGCUUAAAGAAGCUGAUGAUGAAGAAUCCGAUGAAGAAUUCGAAUAUAGCGACUCGGACUCCGAACCUUCUGAGACUACAGGCUUGCUCCCGGUCAGAUAG
Molecule: messenger RNA, 2082 nt
Organism: Lachancea thermotolerans CBS 6340
Lineage: Eukaryota; Fungi; Ascomycota; Saccharomycetes; Saccharomycetales; Saccharomycetaceae
Exons: 1
Coding region: 1-2082 (693 amino acids)
Biological process (GO): xenobiotic detoxification by transmembrane export across the plasma membrane
Cellular component (GO): membrane
Molecular function (GO): xenobiotic transmembrane transporter activity; antiporter activity
Source: RefSeq, a predicted model, not a curated record